This is a messenger RNA of Periconia digitata, 1677 nucleotides long. The record is from the annotation of a GenBank genome assembly. Lineage: Eukaryota; Fungi; Ascomycota; Dothideomycetes; Pleosporales; Periconiaceae.
CUUGUUCAAGAAUAUUCCUUAUCGCCUACGUCCCGUCCCAACUUUAUCAACAUGUCUGUCUUCUUCGAUUCGCCAAUCAGCGACGAGUCAAUUCCUGAAGGGGAAGCAGAACUGCUCUUGUCCGGUAUUGGGAUCACCAAUGGCAUAGCACCCUCAGAAUCGAGUGAAUAUCGCCAAUUACUAGCUGCCGUGCAUGAUGUCGCAGAGCACGUUUUGGACCUCCCAGAUUACACUGUUCCUGUGGAUGCCCGAUAUCCACGGCAAAAUAUCCAUCGCCCUACUCUGGAGCAGCAACAAUUCGGAAAUGCAUGGGCGCAUAAAUUUCUAAUUCGUGGAAAUCCCGAUGCGACUCUACUAAAAGGAAAAACGCUUUGUCUCAAAGAUAAUGUGGCUGUGGCAGGUGUACCACAAUUUUUUGGUACCGAUGCUAUCGAACCCUGGACACCGAGCUCUGAUGCUACUGUGGUGAGCCGAGUACUGGAAGCUGGGGUGACUAUCGUCGGAACGACUAUUUGUGAAAACUUCUGCAACUCCACAUCUUCAUAUACAAGCGCGCAAGGGGUAGUCCAUAACCCGCAUGCGGAAGGUUACUCUGCAGGAGGCAGCACAUCAGGUGGCUCGGCUUUGGUCGGUGGCGGCGUGGUGGAUAUAGCAAUUGGCGCUGAUCAGGGCGGAAGCAUUCGUGUUCCUUCUUCAUUCUGUGGAUGUGUCGGUUUAAAGCCAACGCAUGGAUUAGUCCCAUAUACUGGCAUGUCCAGUGGCGACGCGAUCAACGACCACGCUGGACCUAUUGCGCGAACAGUGAAGGACGUAGCUUCAUGUCUUGAUGCGAUCAGCGGGCGAGAUGAUUUCGACGAUCGAACACUCGGUGCCCCUUUGCACGGUUCAGCUCACUAUUCACAGCGUCUGCAACACUCUAUCUCCGGGAUGAGAAUAGGCCUCCUCACUGAAGGCUUUGAGCAUCGGAUCGUGGACGGAAAUGUCAAGGAGACGGUAUUAAGCGCUGCCUACGCAUUCCAGAAGCUCGGCGCUACCGUCGAAGAAGUUUCCCUUCCUCUACACCUUGAGGGCCCAGCUAUCUGGACCAUCCAACAACGUAUCGCAGGAACUCUAGGUCUCAUGGGCCUCGCGCAUGGCCGAAGAGGCUUGUUCUCAACCGAAUAUGAGGCAGCGCGACAGCCAUGGAAUGACCAAAGUUUCCAGAAGCUGUUUCCAUCCACAAAAAACACCAUUAUUAACGGCUUAUCACUGAUGAAAAGCUAUCCUGGUCUCUACGCGAAAACCAUGAACGUAGCACAGCAACUGAGAGACUCGUACGAGAAACUGUUUCAAGAAUAUGAUCUAAUUCUAAUGCCGACGACACCUUUCGUAGCACCGCAAAAUUUGGAUUGGAAACGUGGGGAUUCGCCGAUGGCGGCUCUGAAGCCUAGUAUGGGCAUAACUAUCAACACGGCUAUAUUCGAUGUCACUGGUCACCCAGCUUUGUCUUUGCCUGUUGGAUUCGCGCCGUCAUCGACAGAUCCGGAUAUCAAGUUACCAGUGGGAAUGCAAUUAGUCGGUGGUUUGUGGCAGGAGCAGAAGAUUCUGGAUGCGGCCUUUGCUUGGGAGUCGGCGAAUGAUUGGCAAAAGAUUGGUGUUCCUGGUGGAGUAGAUAAAAAGAUAUCCCUCAAGUUGUGA